UUGAAUGUAAAAAGCAACUGCGUUUCCGAGAAGGACAGUACCUGGAGAUCUUGCCGCCUGUACUCCACUGAGAGAUGUGGUGAAGAGUUUUCCAAUUUUUAGGACUUAAACAGCAGCUUUGCUUGUUGCAAGGAAAUUUGCAAUGAUCCUUGCGAGCAUUGCUUUUAAGCUGUGUUAAAUUUGUGGCAGGAGGGUCAGGCAUUUCAUACUUGGCUUCCAAAAGAGAAAAAAAAAGAAACGAAAGAGAGAGAGCAAAAACGCCCUGAUGUGUGCAGGGAAGAAAUCUCCCAGGAAUUUAUUCAAGGUUGUAGUCAGAUGCAGUAAGGUCUAAAGCGACAAGAACAGCAAGGCAAAGAUAAAACUUGGAAUUGUGAUAAGAUGUCUGAGUGUAAAGUGGGAGAUUGCAGAAACCUUUUGGGAUUGCACAUGUUCAUCUUGUCCUGGAUAUGACUGAAUAUAAGCUAGUUUUUCUCUAGUGACAGCUCAAAAAACCCCUCAAGAUUAUGUUUCCCUUCCUUGUUGCUUUUUUGCCUGUGGUUUUUAAAAUUGGUUUUGUCAACCUCUCAGCUCUGCAGCACUGGAACUGUCCUAAUGGAUACAGAUUAAAGCCUGAAAACUCGGUUUGUAUAGAUAUUGAUGAGUGCCUUGAAGGUGGUUUGGGAACCUGCGGCCAAACCUGUAUCAAUAUUCCAGGAUCCUACGUCUGCUCUUGUUUGCCUGGCUACUCUUUGGAUAUUGACAAACGGUCUUGCUAUGUGAAUGACCCUGCACCAUUCCUGCUUUUUAGCCAUGGAAAUGCCAUCUUUAGAAUUGACACCGAAGGGACCAAUCAUGAAAGAUUGGUUGCUGAUACUGGUCCAUCAACACUUAUGGAUUUUCAUUAUGUAGAAGAGAAAGUGUAUUGGGUGGACUCUGAAAGGAGACUACUUCAAAGAAUUCACCUGAAUGGCACAAAACAAGAGAGACUAUGCUACAUAGACAAAGGCAUUUCAGGGUUUGCUAUUGACUGGAUAAAUCAAGACAUUCUCUGGGCCAAUAGACAGAAAGGAACCAUAGAAGUGACAGACAUGAAUGGGAAGAAACGCCGAGUUCUUCUAAGAGAUGUUGGUCAUCCCACAAGGAUUAUCACUGAUGCUGAACAAAGGCUGUUAUUUUGGUCUUCAGAUGGUACAGUUUCCAGCAUACACCGGGUGUCCCUCAGUGGAAGUGAUAUGAUAAAUGUUUUAAGAACCACAGAAAAAAUAAAGGCCAUCUCACUAGAUUUGGUUGACACAAGGCUCUACUGGAUCCAACACGAUCACCGGAAAGAGAUUUCCCAUAUUGGAUCAUGUGACUAUGAUGGCAGAGAUGUUCGUUUGCUCAAAAGUUCUGUUCGACAUCAAUUACUUGGUAUGUCUCUCUUCGCUGAGCACCUGUACUACUCAGAGUUGAAAUCUGGCAUGAUAUGGAGAGCCAACAAAUAUACUGGAAAAAUUGUAGUCACAAUUAGCCUGAAGCCAUCAUUUUUUCCACCGGUGGAGAUAAAAAUAGUACAUCCUUUUAAACAGCCAGGUGCAAGAACUGAUUCUCAGGAUUUGGAAAAAGGAAUCUGUGAUUUGAGUAAAGAAAAAUGCAGAAGAAGAAUCUGCAGGCCAGACUCAAGGACUCAUCGGUGUAAAUGUCCUACUGGCUUUAUUUUAAGUAGAAAUAAACAGUUUUGUGAAGAUAUUAAUGAAUGCGGCUUUUGGAAUCAUGGCUGUACUUUGGGCUGUGUGAACAUCCCUGGUUCCUAUUACUGCACCUGCCCGAGAGGUUUUGUUCUGCUGCCUGAUAGGAAAACCUGUCAUGAGCUAAUUUCCUGUACAAGUAAUGACACCGAAUGUAGCCAUGGUUGCCUUCAAACAUCUAAAGGCCCUGUUUGCUUUUGUCCAGAAGGAUCUAUACUCAAAGUGGAUGGCAAAGCAUGCACGGGUUGUACAUCUCCAGAUAAUGGUGGCUGCAGUCAGAUGUGCUCUUCUUUAAGCCCAUCCUCCUGGGAGUGUGCUUGUUUUCCUGGAUAUAAGCUUCAGCGAGACAGAAAGCACUGCACAGCUAUAGGUCCUAAGCCAUUUUUGUUGUUUGCAAAUGGCCAAGAUAUCCGCCAGAUCAGUUUUGAUGGAACAGAUUAUACAAGUUUACUUGACUGGCAGAUGGGAAUAGUCUUAGCACUGGACUCUGAUCCAGUGGAAAAUAAGAUUUACUUUGCUCACACUGCCUUGAAAUGGAUAGAACGAGCUAAUCUGGAUGGCUCAAAUCGUGAAAAAGUUGUUCAUGAAGCUAUAGAUACACCCGAAGGCCUCGCUGUGGACUGGAUUAACCGAAAAUUGUAUUGGACAGACAGAGGGAAGGCGUGCAUUGAAAGGAGCAAUCUGAAUGGAAUGCAAAGAAAAAUGAUCAUCUGGGAGGAUAUCUCCCAGCCCCGAGGGAUUGCCAUUCACCCAUUUGCUAAGAGAUUAUUCUGGACUGACAUGGGGGUCAAUCCCAGGAUUGACAGCUCUUCAUUAGAAGGCAUCGAUCGUCGAGUUAUAGCCAGCACUGGUCUGGUGUGGCCCAGUGGAAUAGCUCUUGACUACUUAGCAGACAAAGUGUACUGGUGUGAUGCUAAGCAGUCAGUGGUUGAGAGCGCAAAUCUGGAUGGUUCUGGUCGUCAAAUUCUUGCACAGAAUGAUGUAGGCCACCCUUUUGCUGUAGCGGUGUUUGAGGACCACCUUUGGUUUUCUGACUGGGCUAGGCCAUCACUAAUGAGGGUGGAUAAGAAGACCGGCCAAAACAGGGUACGUCUUCGAGGCAGCAUGCUGAGACCCUCAUCAAUGGUUGUAGUGCAUCCUUUGGCGAAACCAGGGGCAAAUCCUUGCCUUUAUCAGAAUGGAGGCUGUGAUCAGAUCUGUGAAAACAAUUUUGGAAUUGUACAUUGCAAGUGCCAUCCAGGAUUUGGGAAAACUCAAGAUGGAAAAACCUGUCAUGCUCUGGAUUCUUCCAACUCAACAGAAGGAAGUGUCUCUAUGCACAAGGAGGUAGUGCCAAUGCCACCACCAGAGAUCGUGCUCCAGAGCACACAGAGCAAUGGGAUUUCUAAGGAUAUGGACAGUGGGCAAAAGCAGAAAAUAAUUUUUUUGAUGGCUGAAAUCAUGGUAUCAGAUCAAGAUGACUGCACUGCACUCGAAUGUUACGUCAAUGCAGAGUGUGUUUUGCUGGAAGAUGGUGCUGUGUGCCAGUGUUUGAAAGGAUUUAUCAGGAAGGGGAACUCAUGCUAUGAUGUUGAUGAGUGUGCUGUAAAUAUGGACCACUGUGAUCGAAAUGUGUCGGGCUGCAUCAAUACGGAAGGGAGCUAUGUCUGUAAAUGCCUGGAGGGCUAUACUGGGGAUGGAGUCCAUUGCUAUGAUAUUGAUGAGUGCAAGACGGGGUCCCACACCUGUGGAGAGAACAUGACCUGCACAAAUACAGAAGGAAACUUCACUUGCUCGUGUGCUGAUCAUGCUUCUGGAACUGGCAUCAGUUGCAAAACUACUGUUCCCCCAACUGUUGUCAGCAAUGAAUACUCUACACACGCUGUGCAAGGUGAUAUUGUAGGAUGCCCUCCUUCGUACGAGUCAUAUUGCCUUCAUGGUGGAGUGUGUAAUUAUGUUUCUGAUCUACAAGACUAUGCCUGCAACUGUGUGACGGGCUACGUUGGGGAGCGGUGCCAGUUCAGUGACCUGGAGUGGUGGGAGCAGCAGCAUGCCGAGCGGGUGAAGAUGCGGAAUAUCACCAUCACAGUGUGUGUAGCUGUGCUGGUCCUUCUGCUGCUUCUGGGGUUCCUGGCUGCCUACUGCCACAGAAGUCAAAAUUUGUAUAAGAAGAAUCUCUAUGCAGAAGCGAUAAGAGAUGCCAGCAGCCGUGCUGACAAUGAGAACGUGACACCUACUAGCAACAAGUCUCUGUUUGCGGUUGUUAAGGAGUGUAACAGUUCUCUGGAGACUAAAGUGGUUGAUCUAAUUGAGUGUGAGACAGCAGAUCCUCAUCCUGCCUGUCCUUCAGAAUCUGCGGAAGAACAGCCUAUAACAUAUGACAAAGAAGCAGAGACUUUGACAGAAGAGAAGAGAGAACAAGGACAUCAGAAAGACGUUCCUGUUGGUCAGAAAUCAUGCCAGCCCCUGGGAGUGGCGAAGGGCCCUCCCCAGAUUCCCUGGAGCAUCCAUCCCAAGCCCCUGCUGGAAAGGGAGCCCUGCACUCUUACCCCAGCCAGCCUGCUGAUGCAGCCAGACUAGAAGCAGCCUGGGUUUGAGUGGGAAAAGAAGGAAGUCAGCAGAGAAUGGGAACUCACAAAACACUGAAACAAUACUCAUUUUUUCACGAAAAUUUGCUUUUGAAAAAAACCCCACAAAUCAAAACCAACUAGAGAAGUCCUUGCCACUCCUUCCCUGUCAUCUCUGCUUGGAAGAGUUACUAUGAGCAAUGUGUUGGCAAUGAAUACUCUAUAAACAUCACUGCUGCUAAUUUCAUUAACUGCCUGUUACAAGGACACUGAGGGGAAAAUAGACAAGUGAGUGAUUUAUGAGUGAUAAAUAUUUUCUUAAUGGAGCUUGUUGUGAGUAGUGGUCUUCACACACACACACAGAGUCUAGAAACUGCCUAGAAAAUGGGUCACAAGGGCAGCUACAGAGAAACAGAAAUGGAAGAUGAUGCAGAAAAAUUAGUUCAAAAUUAAUGUUUUUAUUAAAAUACUGUUCAUGGACACUAUAUUCCUCUCCUCAGUGCUGCUGACAGGCCAGUGUAACUUCCUGGACUUCACCUGAGAUGUUCUUGUAUCUGCUUCCGUGAGCAAGCACCAAAUGGGAUCUUGCAUUUCUCGGGUUUGGUGUGCUGUAGGAUGAUUUGUGGGCAUAUGUUAUUAAUGGUGGGCAACAUUUGAGGGAAAAGGUGAUUCUUCCAUUUUAUUUCCCAGUAUACACUGGUCCCUCAGAGCGUAACAGGAUUGUCUCUGGACCGAGGAGGUGGGUCUGUGUCUCCUUUCAGCCCUGUGAAGAGGAAGGUACUGGAGCUGUCCUGGCCUCACAAAAGUGUGUCUGGCAUCAAAACCUGGUCCUUUAUGUAGGACAGUGAGAGGACAGAAGUGCAGCCAGUUGCUGUUCCAAAAGAACAGGAGGAGUGGGUCAAAAAACCAAAAAAACCACCUCAGUUUGGACUGACUUCCACUCAGCUGAUUUUUGCUGCCUGUUAAAUUCAAGGGAACAAUUGGAAAACUAAACCAAUUUUUCUUGUAACUGUCUUUCUAACAGCUACUGUUCCCUUCCAGUUAUUUACUAAAAACUAACUCUCUUAUAAAACUCUGUUGUAUACAGAGUUGUAGCUUAACUGUUUAACAUAAGAUUAGCUCAGUUGGUCAGAGCAUGGUGCUAAGAAUGCCAAGGUUGUGGUUUUGAUCCCCGUAGGGCCAUUCACGUAAUAGUUGGACUCUAUGAUCAUUGUGGGUCCUUUCCAACUCAGAAUAUUCUGUGAUGUUAAGUGAUUUUCAGCACUUGUCUUGAAUUCCUGUGCCAUUUUCAGAACAUUUUAGAAGACAUCUGGAAAUCAGCUAAAUUACUAAUAAUGUUUUUAUUAUUUGUAUGGUACCUCUCAGUUCUCUGUCUUUGAAGCCUACUACUGUAACUAUUGGACACCUCCUUUAAACUCUGCUACAGUGCCUACCACUAGUGUUCCUUGUAAUUCAUUAGCUGGUUAAUAGUGGCAAAUAUUAUUAAUUUGUGUGUUUGCUAUCCUGCUUUUCUGGGGUUUUUUGAAUCCUCCCAGAAACGUAUGGGAUGCUGUAAUUUUUAUACCAGCUCUGUAAGCCAACAUGGGAAAGAGUAUUGAAAGGCUCUUACCUCUUAUCUAAAACAGUAACACACUUGAGUAACUUUGUGAAGCUAGUUCUGAUUUAUGUUGGUGUAAAUGGUAAGAACAUUGAGUCCAAGGUGUCAGAAUUACAAAAAUUAUAAUCCUCUGCUGUGUAGAUGGUUGUCUUUGUCUUCUAAAGUGAUUUUUGCAGGUGGUUUUGAAUUGUUGAGUCUGUUUUCUAAUCACAUUCAUUCUGAAUUCAGAAUAAACUUGUAAAAUAGGCAUUUCCAGAGGUUAGUUGGAACCAACAGCUAUGAAGACUCAUUCUCCUGUGUGAGUGGCAACAAGGGUAUUUCCACGGAAAGAGAAAUGGUUUAGAAAUGUUGGCACACUAAACUGUGCUCAGGAGGAGGAAACCACCGUGUUGAAUCAUUAGUAUUUGGUAGAUUUGAUUUUAAGUUCAGUAUAGUUUAAUUUAAUUAACAUUGUUAAAAGAAUCUAGUUUGGAUUCCCGUCCUUCAAUUCAUUGAUCUUGUGUAUUUUGAUGGGAAGAGAGUCCAGCUGUAAAGGCCCCAGUUUAGAAAAGCAUUUUGUUUCCAUAAGAGUUACACAGUAAAAAGACUUUAAUCCCUGCACUUUGAGUUUCUCUGUUGAAGUAUGUUUGUGAGCUUAAAAUCCAAGUAGUGUGUUGAAUGACAGUCAACAUUUAGUUGGAAGUUUCCCCAAUCAAAGGAAAUAAAGAUUUGUAACUUUGAAAUCUGACUAAAUAAAGAUGUUUCAGACUCCUUAAAAAUUAGUUUAUUAUUCUAUCCUGGAUUUUUGUUUACUUUGCUUUUCUUAAGUCCAAGGAUCUAAUUUUAAGUUGACAGUAUUCUUUAAAGAAUAAGAUUGCGAAACCUAUUAUUUGUAAUUAUACUGUUUGGACUUUUAAAUGUUUCCUAAAUUCAGCUCUAAAUUCAAAAUAAUCUUUAAUGUAAAACCUUGAAAUGAUAUUUCAACACAAAUAUAAUAUAUUUGGUUUAUUUGUAUGUUUAUAAAGCUAUUGAUUUAUAAAAUAAAA
Corapipo altera (White-ruffed manakin) is the source of this 6874-nucleotide messenger RNA. It is a transcript of the gene EGF, whose product is annotated as epidermal growth factor. The record is from RefSeq and is a predicted model, not a curated record. NCBI's taxonomy places the organism in Eukaryota, Metazoa, Chordata, Aves, Passeriformes, Pipridae. Gene Ontology annotation, molecular function: calcium ion binding. The transcript has 25 exons. The coding region runs from base 504 to 4265 and encodes 1253 amino acids.